Messenger RNA from Rhopilema esculentum, 2117 nucleotides. RefSeq lists its product as uncharacterized. The record is from RefSeq and is a predicted model, not a curated record. Gene Ontology annotation, biological process: protein ubiquitination. NCBI's taxonomy places the organism in Eukaryota, Metazoa, Cnidaria, Scyphozoa, Rhizostomeae, Rhizostomatidae. Gene Ontology annotation, molecular function: protein binding; ubiquitin-protein transferase activity.
GUUUUUCCAUGUCAGGGGGGAAUAGUAAAUGUUGCUGAUGGAUUGUUUGGGAGGAGAUGGGCAACGGAUUAAUUGAAAAGAAUGUGGACAGACAGUAUAUGGGAAGUAAUGGCCAUGAAAGACAUGCUAAAGAUGGAUGAAUGAAAUUUGCACGAGGGACUUUCCAUGUGGUUGGAAUGAAGCUAUUUCUCGGUCACUUGAAAUUUUUGUAACCCCGAAUUCUUUUGCCCUCCGUUCUCUGCGAAGGAGUAUUGUCAUGCCAACCACAUCGGAAGAAAUAUGGCCGCCGUAGUUUGUUGAUCAGCAUAAUCAAGCUUUCAGUGUAAAAUUGCAAGUCAAAUGGAUGACAGAAUCAGAUCAAACUUGCCUCUUUUGAAGAAGUUAGAGAGAGCUAGACUUAGAGAUCUUUGUGAUUCUAUAGAAGAAGAAAGGCAGCCAAGUUUUGACAAACCACUACAGAAGGCCAACCAAAAGCAAGCAGUACUUUGGGAAUGGCAAGCUGACGAUGAAACAUGGCAGCCUUUUGAGAAAGAUGAGCAAUCAAGACUUGAGCAAGCAUCACAAUCAGGGCAAAAAACUAUCCCAUUUCUUGACAGUAUACAUUUUAUGCAGACUGUGGAUCUGACUUGCAUGCAAAUGGUAAACAUGAAAACUGGUGCCGGGAAAAGAAUACGAAGGACACCUGAACUGGACUUGUUAACUUCCUAUGAUAUUCAUAGAAAAUCAAAACGAUUUUAUGGACGAGAAAAUAGAUUUUCCAGCAAUGGAUGGAACUUUGACCUUGAUGACGAUGACAAUGAAGAUGUAACUACGACUGCUGACAGAGACUAUGGCACACUUGAUUGGGAGCUAUUUCCUUCAGGUCGUCAGAGAUCAAGAAUUAGAGCAAACCCUAGUGCCUAUGAAGACGGUCUUGAUGUUCUAGGUGAAAGUGGCCUGCUUAGCACAGUCUCUACACCUCGAGUUUCUGAAUGGUCAAGAUAUGGUGAAAGAAGAUCUGCUACAAGAGAUAUCGGCAGCAGAAAUUAUGUAGAAGUUGGUAGAACAAGCAAGAAGAAGACUGUUACAAAAUCGCACCGAGCCACUAGCAUGAAAGGUAGGCAGCUGCAACCGCAAAUGGAAAGAAAACUAGAAGAAAAUAACAAAAUGAAGCAGUGGCUUUCAAAGGUCAAGUUGGAUGAAUACAGCGAAAAAUUUAAGCGGGAAAAGAUAACUUUAAAGGAAGUUCAUACCCUUGACGAAGAAGACCUUAAAAAGCUUGGGCUUCCUAUGGGUGCUCGUAAAAGGUUUCUCGCGAGUGUCAAAGAGAUAAAGACAAGAAGGGAACCACCUAACGAAUACUUAUGUCCCAUUACAAUGACAACAAUGAAGGAUCCUGUUAUUUUAAGUGAUGGAUUCACAUAUGAAAGGCGUGCUAUAGAACAGUGGCUAAAAGCUAAUCAGAAGAGCCCAAUGACCAAUCAAAAACUCGAAAAUGAGAACGUAACUCCUAACAGACAAUUGAAGAAAUUGAUCGAAGAUUUCAAUGCCUUCAACAUAGAUCAGUAGUAAAUAAUGGUGCUUAUCCGUUAAUAACAGGUACUCUUCCUUUGGAUUCAUUGCGCGUUACUGUUUGCCCUUUUUGUCAUAUUCAAAUAUGACUAUUGAAUUUAGUGUAGAUUGCUUCCCCUAUACAGCUGGUUUCAGACGUAGAUCCUACAUGUCAAGGUUCCAUGUGCAUUCUGACAUCAAUCUUUGAGGUAAACAGGAUUACUUCACUGUCACUAAAGUGAACUUCACUGUCUGUCACCCACACAGUUUGAUUUGCAUCUAUUAAACGUGUGACCUAGCCUUUAAUGAUGCUUUGUGGAUUCCUCACUUCAAACUUAUUUUGUUUAUUGUCAACUAAAAUUUUUUCUAUUUUCAAACUUAGGUUAUGUUUUGCAAAAUGUUUUUAAAAUGCAGGGAACAUUUUACCUUAAAAUACCAUCAUUCCAUUUCCCCCAAAGAUUGGUAUUGCUUCUAUUUGAAUCAAGAAAAUUUGAAAAAAACUUAUACGUUAAAAGUUUAGUAAAUUCUGUAUACAGCUGUAUAAGGUGCUUUUGGGAAGAAGGUCUCUGCACGUACUUAUUUUUUGA